This is a messenger RNA of Perognathus longimembris pacificus (Pacific pocket mouse), 1307 nucleotides long. Its product is annotated as SEC14-like protein 3. The record is from RefSeq and is a predicted model, not a curated record. Gene Ontology annotation, cellular component: nuclear speck; cytoplasm. NCBI's taxonomy places the organism in Eukaryota, Metazoa, Chordata, Mammalia, Rodentia, Heteromyidae.
UUUCGGGCUGAGAAACCAGGCUGGGCUUCCAUCGCUUCUCCAGCAAAACCAGAACCAUGAGCGGCCGAGUUGGAGAUCUGAGUCCCAAGCAGGCAGAGACCCUAGCCAAGUUCCGAGAAAAUGUCCAGGACGUGUUGCCUGCCCUGCCCAACCCUGAUGAUUACUUCCUUCUACGCUGGCUCCGAGCUCGGAAUUUUGACCUGCAGAAGUCAGAAGCCAUGCUCCGCAAGUACAUGGAAUUCCGGAAGACCAUGGACAUCGAUCACAUCCUUGAUUGGCAGCCCCCAGAGGUGAUCCAGAAGUACAUGCCUGGGGGCCUGUGUGGCUAUGACCGUGACGGCUGCCCUGUGUGGUACGACAUCAUUGGGCCACUGGACCCCAAAGGUCUGCUCUUCUCCGUCACCAAGCAGGACCUGCUCAAGACCAAGAUGAGAGACUGCGAGCGCAUCCUGCAUGAGUGCGACCUGCAGACAGAGCGGCUGGGGAGGAAGAUCGAAACCAUCGUGAUGAUAUUUGACUGCGAGGGCUUGGGACUGAAGCAUUUCUGGAAACCUCUAGUGGAAGUGUACCAGGAGUUCUUUGGCCUCCUUGAAGAGAUACCAGAGACCCUGAAGUUCAUGCUCAUUGUGAAAGCCACCAAACUGUUUCCUGUGGGCUACAACCUCAUGAAGCCCUUCCUGAGUGAGGACACACGCAGGAAAAUUGUAGUGUUGGGAAAUAGCUGGAAAGAAGGCUUGCUGAAGCUCAUCAGUCCUGAGGAGCUGCCUGCCCAUUUUGGUGGAACUCUGACUGACCCAGAUGGGAACCCCAAAUGUUUAACCAAGAUCAACUAUGGCGGGGAGAUCCCCAAGUCCAUGUACGUGCGGGACCAGGUGAAGACGCAGUAUGAGCACUCGGUGCAGAUCAGCCGGGGCUCCUCGCACCAGGUGGAAUAUGAGAUCCUGUUUCCGGGCUGCGUCCUCAGGUGGCAGUUCUCCUCCGAUGGGGCAGACAUCGGCUUUGGGGUUUUCCUGAAGACCAAGAUGGGGGAGCGGCAGAAGGCUGCGGAGAUGACGGAGGUGUUGGCCAGCCAGCGCUACAAUGCCCACAUGGUGCCUGAGGACGGGUCCCUCACCUGCUCUGAGGCUGGUGUCUAUGUCCUGCGCUUUGACAACACCUAUAGCUUCGUCCAUGCCAAGAAGGUCAGCUUCACGGUCGAGGUGUUGCUUCCCGAUGAGGGCAUGCAGAAGUACGACGAGGAGCUCACCCCAAUCUAGGUGGCACCCCUACAGAGACAGCCCCCCCGCCGCCCCCGGCUCUGUUCUCCA